GUAGUGAUCAUGUUUUUGAAACCUAUAUUUUAUUGUGUCAGUAAACAAUUUAUAGGAUUGUCAUAAGGUAAAAGGUUAUACUACUGACAACUCGGUAAAAAUAUUAAAAAUAUUCGUAAUAUUGAGAUUGAAAAUACCUGUGUAGUACAUUCUAUAAGGAACAGUAUUGAUUAAACUGAAGACAUUUAUUAUACAUGAGGCGUUUUAAUCAAAAUAUGCAUAAGUGUGCAAAUGAUAAUACAUUUAUAAAAGUCAAUAUUAUAUCGCAAUGGAUGAGAUAUUUUCUAUAGAACCAUAUUUAGUUUGUCUGUGAUGAUAUGGAAAUUACUCAGUGUUAAAAGUGAAUGGCAAAUCAUUCAUCUGUGGAGAAUUUUUCAAGGUAAAUGACUACCGACAUUUAUUUAUUUAAGUUGAAACUGUCUACAGCAUGUGACAGGUAUUUAAAGUGAAAUGUGGGAAUAAUUUUGGUGUUCAUUGACAAGAUUAAAGAUUGUGAACUCGGACACUUUAUGCAAGGAAAUUACUACAAUGGCAAGUACAUAUUCUUCAAUUGCUACUCAUAUGUGGCCUCCGCCUUCUUCGGAAACUGCCACAAGACUUCAAAGACUUCAGGAGUUAGAACAAAUGAGAAAAGAGAGACAGUUAGCUUCAGGUUUAAUAAGUAAUGAACCUACUGAUGCAGGGACUAGAUUAAGUCGUAGACAACAAAUUAGUGGUUCUAUAGGAAUACGUAAUAAACUCAUUGAUAAUCAUGAAGAAAGGCGAAAGUCUUUUCAAGGAAGACGAACAUUAGCAGAAAGUAGAGGAUCGAAUUCUUUGAGUACAUCCCAAGGAAGUUUAUCCAGUCGUUAUGGAGGUGCAAGACCAAAGAAUUUGGACUUAAGUUCAUCAUCGAAUAAAACUGUUUCAUCUCAACAAUUAGACGAUUAUGGUGGAAGAGAAAGGUCAUCAUCAUUAACAAAUACAGAUGAAACUCUUACGUCUCCAUUGUUACGAUCUCAAAGUGAGACUGAAAUCCCAUCCCCUCAGUCUGCUUCAUUUAACAAUGCAACACAUUUUUCAGAAUCAGCAGCAAAUACAUCAGUUUCAGAAGAUGAGGAUGAUAUCGAGAAUUUUAAACGUUCCUUAUUAGGUAUCCAAAGCUUGGCAAAUGUCCAAGAAAAAGAUGAACCAGUUUUACAACGAAGUUUACCUAUGUAUACUAGUACUAGAAAAUCUGGAAAUAUAGAUUCUUCAAAAUUAUUAAUUCACCAAUCUGAACGUAAAGGUGAAAAUUUCUCUGUAAGAAAACCAACCCCUGUAUCAAAUGCAACAAGUCAUCAAAGGGUUCAAAAUAUGGUCAGUGAAAGUAUGAAGAGAUUGGACAGUUUGUUUGAUACAACACCCUCGUCAGAUUAUAAGAGCAACACAAUUCCCAGAAGUGGAAGUAACCGAUCAAGAUUGGGAUCUAAAAGAAUUGAAAUUAAGUCUUCACGAGGUAUAGAUAAAGAUGUGGUAUUGCCUGACCCACAAAAUCAUUUGGAAGAAAUUGUUCAUCACAAUUCACUGGAAAAAUUUGUUGAGGAUGAUCACCCCAGUGAAGCUCCCUUUUUUAAACAUAAUGCAUAUGAAUCAGACCAGAGUUAUGUAGAUAUAGGUACUAGACAUGAAAUUAAACCCAAGGAAAAUGGCGAAUAUAAACAUUUCAAUACGGAUGAAAUAAAUGUUAUAGUAUCAAAAACACUGGAAAGUAAUGAAGUUGGUUACUCUGAAGAUGUUGAAAGUAGAAUAAAUCAGUCUGAACCAGGUAAUAUAGAAUCAUCUGUAUCAGCAUCAGAUAUAUUGUCUUCUGUAGAGAAUUAUAGUAGUCAUGAUCAAAGUGAAAGAAAGUUAGAACCCCCUUCAGAAAUUACUAUUGAUGAAGAAAUUUCCCAAAAUCACAUAACAACAGACACUGAUAGGCUCAAUAUGCUAACAAAUACUCAUGUUGGUGCAAAAAUAAGUGGCAGGUUUUCAACAAAUAACCAGUCUGAAAAUACUGAAUCAUUACAUAAUUUUGAACAUGAAGGUGACAUUAACAGUAUUGAUCAUACACACUCAUCUUACUCUAUGCAAAAAGAAGAAGAGGAUGAUUUAUUAGAUGCUAGUAAUGUUGGGUAUUUUGAAAUGGAAACCGUACAAAACAAUGAAAGUGAAAAUUCAUUCAAUUAUCAAACUGGCAUAUCAUCAGACUUUCCUCAAUUUACAAAUACAGACGAUUUUCUUAAUUAUGAUAAUGAUGAAAGAAAUUCAUCUGAACCUGAAAGAAGUUCAGGUUAUGAUCCAAUUCAGGUUAUGGACAAAAUUUUAUCAAGAACCUAUGGGAAUUCUGAUGAAAGUUAUCAUUCUCGCUAUAGAACACUUCCGUACUCUAGAAAGGAACAAUCUGUAACCCAAUAUAACAAAUAUGAUAGUGAUAAUUCAAAUGUAAGAAAAGCAUCAUUAGGACCUACUGGAAUAUCACAAGAUGCAUUAAGCAGAAUAAAUGAUUUGUUUGGGAAAAAGACUGAAACUACAAUGUUUAGCAAUAGUCAGCCUACUGCUCCAAGAAGAAGAGCUAGAGAUACAUUAAUAGGGUCAAGGACAAGUAUUUCUCGUUCUCGAUCAGAUGCUGGAGAAAGUGGCUAUGAGGGUAGGCGAGCUACCUUACUAAGCAGAAAUUCAGAUGGAAAAAAAGUUUAUGUCUCAGGAAGCAGUUAUUCCUCUGUCAGUUCAGAAGAAAAACAACAGCCUUAUAGACAAUCUGUUCUCUCCAAAUACAGCAGAACACAAGACGAAAAUAAAAGUAAAAUUGAAGACAUUCAAAGUCGAUCUAGGAAUUAUUCAAGCAGUGGUAAUCACUCCUCUUUAGGUGAUACUACAUAUCAGUAUACUAGAAGCAGGUCAGUAGACUUAGAUAAUGUGAAAAGUAAUAGUGAAUAUUUGAACACAGACACACAAAAUACAAAAGACAUUAUGAAGGAAUCAGACGACAGCGGAGUGUCAUUUGAAAUAUCAAAAAUUAUGGGUGAAAUUUCAUCAGAAUUUCUUACAACUGAUGAAAAUGACAUACAGUUUUCAAAUGAGACAUUGACUCCGGACACCAUUAUUGAUGGAGAUUUAUCAAAUGUUCAAAGUGAAGUAGACAAUUCUGAUAAUGUAGAGGAAGAGGUGACAUUUAGUAGUUCAUGUCAGGUGGAAGUUGGUCAAGUCUUGGUGUGUGACAAUAAACUAGAAAAGGAACAUAGUAAUGAUAGUGUUAUGGAUGAAACCAUUAAAAAUGAAAAUGUGGUUUUAUCUGGAGAUCAGGAAAACCGAACUGAUGCCGAUCUCGAUAGCAAAUCGCCUAAUGAAAUCCAAAAAGGAGAUGAAGAGACAAUUGAUGACAACAUUUGUAAAGAAGCAGAGAAAAUGUCAUCUGAUGAAACAGAUAAUAAAUCUAUGACAAACAACACUUCCUUAACCCCUUCAAAGAAGAAGAAAAACAAAAAGAAAGGGAAAAAGGGAAAUAAUUCAGAUUCUUCAAAACUUAUUGUUUCACAUCCAAGUGAACUAUUCAAAAAAAGUAAAAAGGAUUUAAAGACAAAUCAAGGAAAAGUAAAAGAAAAUGAAAUAAAAAGCAAAGAAAAAAUUGACAAUAAAGACAAAAAACAAGCAAGCAAUAACAAAGAAAAUAAAACAAAUCUGAGCAAGUCAAGUGAAAAACUUACAAAGGCCAGAGUCAAAGAUGUUGGAAAUAAAGACAAAAAGAAAGAAGGAAAAGUACCAAGUGAUAAUAUUGAAAAAUCCGACUCAGUUGAUGAAAGUCCAAAAAGUCGCUCAAAAUUGAAAAAUUUAUUUGACACCAUUUUUCAUCCGUUUGAUCACAAAAGUGAAACAUCUUCAGUCAGCAGUGUAAUAACUGAUGAUAAUAAAUCUCAAAGCUCAGGGGAAAAAACUCCAGUAGCUGAAGAUUGGGAAAUAAUUUCUGACCCACUCUCAAAUCUGAAUGUUGUACAUGAAGACAACUACGCAUCUUUUGAAAAUGAGGACAUAAUGACCGAAACUAAUUCUAAAAAAAGGAAAACAUCUGAUGAAUUAAGUGGUAUGAGUACAGACAAUUAUGAAACAGCUUCAGAUAAUACAAUAAGUGGUGGCUCAGAAUAUGAAGAAUUCUAUGAGGCUUUACCAACAGAACUAUUUGGACAGUCUUGGAAUGAGAAUGAAAUCCAAAAUGAAACUGAAAGAAAAGAACAAUUUGUUUAUGUUUGUGCAGCAUCUAAAGUUAGAAUGAAGAGGAAGAAAGCUCCUCCAGUUGAUAAACAAAAGGCAGAAAAUGUGAAUCAGUGGAUAGAAAACAAUUUGUAUCCUAGUGAAAAGUUUCCACAACAAGGAGAAAAAGUGGCUAACAAGAAGUUUGUGGAUAGCAAUCAGUUUAGUCAAAAUGAUGAAACAAUAGGAAAUCUGGAAUCAAUUCAUGAAAGAACAAAUUUGGAAUCAAUUCAUGAAAGAACAAAUUUGGAAUCAAUAAAAGAAAGAGAAAAUGUAUCAAAGCUAAAUUUAAAUGUUGAUAUUAUUGAUCAACAUGAUAUGACAAUUCAGUCAAAAGACCUGGCAUUUCAAAAGAAUGAAGGAGAGCAACAUUCUGACCUAAUAACCAUUGAAAAAACUGAUAGCCUAGAAGAAAAACCUGAACUUUUCAAAUCUGAGACAUUUUAUGAAAAUAAUGUAAGAAGUUUUGAAGAAGUACAUGAUGAUCCAAAAUUACUAGAAAGUGUUCCGCUUGACCUUAAAGCUUCUGACAGUGGUUUUACAGAUACACUUGUUAAUGCUCUGAGAGAAAAACUUUGUCAAUCUUGUCAAGGAGUAUUAAUUGAUGUUUUAAAACAAACAUACUUUACCAGAUACGAACAGAUUGCUGAAAAACCUUUACAAUCUUCUUUAACACAAGAACCAUCAUCAAAUACAAGAUCAAUAGAUGAAAAAGAUCAUACAGAAAUAAGCAAAACAAGUUCAAUAGUUGGAAAUGGUCAUUCAAAAAUCUCAAUGGAUGAAAAUAAAUGUUUAGAAAUUAGCAAGACAAGUUCAGUAGAUGGAAAAGAUCAUUUCAAAAUUAUUACAAAAGAAACAACCAGUUCAAAGAAAAUACAGAAACCUAAAAAACUAGAAGUUAAUGACUUACUCUAUGGAAAACCAAACAAGGAUGAUUCAAGUUCUUCAGAAAAUACAGUAAAUAAUAACCCUGAAACAACUGGAAAUAAUGGAAUACAAAAGUUAAAUCGAUUAUCAUCACCUAAAAAAUCGCCACCUUCAGAAAAGGCCAAUAUUCUAGCUAAAAAUGACAAUUUCAAAGGUACUCCCACCAAGAUGAGUCCUAAUAACCAUACUGCUGAAAUAAAGACCAAAGCAAAAAUGGUCAGUUUGGAUAAAAGUAAAACAAAUGGCAAGGUGUUGCCAAAGUCUGAACCAAGGCUAUGUCAACAAAGUCCUAAACAUGUAAAAACAAAACAAGGAGUUUCUAAAGUUGAUGAAGAAGGAAAAGAUUCCACAAAUGGAGAGGACGAGGAGUACAAAUUACCUCAUUUAAAAGAUAAUCCUUUUAUCAGAAAGGACAAAAUAGGGAAAAGCAAUAGUGAACAUAACCAAAAAUCUGAAAAUUCUACAAAAAAGUUUAUGGUCAAACGAAGUAUGAGUUUAAAUAUUGAUUCAUCCAAAGGAGAUUUUCAGUCUAGUUCAAAAAGUUUAUCACCUAUCAAAAAACAAAGUGAAUUAGCAGGUACAUCUGAAAUUACUAAUACUGAAACUAUCAUUAAUGGAAAGGAAAAGAAUGAAAUCGAAACAUUAGUAAAUGAGACAUAUAAGAAACAAACGGAAACUGGAAAGGAAGAAACUGGAAAGGAAUCUGAAAGUAGAAUUAAUGACGUUCCAAUUAGAAAAGCUAGUUUUAGCAAAAAACAAUCACCAAAAUCUCCAAAAUCUCCCAAAAAACCAAGCAUGUUUGAUCAUUUAAAUUUUGCAAAAGAGGUUUGUGGGAAUAUGGGAGAACCAGACAAUAUUGACAAAAAACUAUCAGAUACGGAAAACUCAGUGAAAACACAAAAACCUCCUGACCUUAACAAAAUACCGCUUAGGUCUAAAACUCCUCCAAGGAAGAAGAAAUUUUCACCGUUUGGAGAUGUUAUAGAUGACCUUGAUCUUAGUCCAGAAGAAGCACAUGGUGUACCUUUAGAGGAUGAUGAGAUUGCUCCACACAGAAUUAACCUGAUCAACUGGGAUCCUACAAAGCUUUUGAAUGUAUUGUACACAGUGAAACUAGAGAAAGAUACUUCAGAAGAUAUAUCACACCAGUUCGUCAAUAUGGAAGGAUUGAUGGAAAAGUUGCCAAUGAACAAGAAAAAAGCCACACUUUUAAAAACAUGGAAAAGAAGAUUUUUCAGAGCUAAAGAUGGAUGGCUGCAUUAUUAUGAGGGCAUUUUAGAGGAUCAGACCAGCAAUAGAGACAAACCUAGUGAUAGUGUACAGUUGAUGGGAGGGAAGAUAGAUGAUCUUGGAAACAGAGUUUUAGGUGUAGAUGAUGGGAGAGGGCGUUUCCUGAUGGUACGAUGUCCUACAGAGAAAGAAUACGGACAGUGGAAGUUAGCACUAGAAUCUCAGACUGUUAAUAAUGUUACUUAUGUCAGACCAGUUAUGUCUUCUCCACCACAUCCAGAAAAGAAAGUGAUGAUAAUAGACAUAGGAAGUGGAGGGAUACGCGCCGGUGUGAUGGGUGCUCAGCCUUGCUUGCCACAGAUGUUUUUCCCAAGUGUAGUUGCUAAACAUAAGACAACACAAGAACUUGUUAUUGGUAUUGAUGCCUACAAACCAGAAAUUAGGAAAAAUUCUACUCUUAUAAAGUUGGUGGAACCUAGCAAUAAAGUGGAUAAGGAUCAUUUUAGACCAUUUGCAAUUGACAUGGAAAUGAUGUCGGCUGUAUUUGAUUAUAUAUUCAAAGGCCUGAAAGCUGAUUCAGCUAAAUAUUGGAUAAUGUUAAGUACUCCAUACAAGCUUGGUGAUGCAGCUAUGAGUAGUUUAAUGAAGAUUCUGACAGACAGAUUCAAUGUUAAAGGUGUCUGUAUGGUAAUGCAGUCCUUACUGGCCUUGUACUCUUAUAAUGCCACAUCAGGAAUCAUUGUAGAUAUUGGAGAAAGGAUGGAAAUACUGCCAAUAUUUGAUGGAGUGCUAAUUGAAGGAGGAGUGUCUCGUCAAUCAUAUGGUGGACAAAAAAUAGCCGAUUCCUUAAACUCUUCUUUAGUGGAACAUAAGUACAAUUUUGUUACACCUGUUGAUAAAUUACUAGUCAGAUAUGUGAUGGAACAAUCUUGUUAUGCAUGUGAAAAUUACAAGGACAUGAAGAGCAAAUGUGACAAAGAUUCAGAUAGUUAUAAGUCAACAGUAUACCUCAAUAAUUUUGAUCUGCCUGAAGAUGCACAUAUGAGUGUUACACAUGAUAUUAGUUGUUUUAAAAGUGCUGAAGGUUUCUUCAAUACAGAUCUGUGGGGGAUGGAUUAUCCAUGUGUACAUAAACUGAUCUAUCAAGCUAUUCAAUCCUGUCCUAUGGACAACAGAAAACAUAUGUAUAGGGCCAUAUAUUUAAGUGGAGGUGUCACCAUGUUACCAGGAUUUUCUGAGAGAUUACAAGCAGAGUUAAAGAAAUUAGCGCCACCAUCAGUUUUAGUUGAGGUACAUGCAUCACCUCAAAGAUAUUACAGUGCUUUUAUUGGUGCAGGAACAUUGUUAUCAAACCUCGCUAUUAGUGAACAAAUAUUUAUAUCAUCUGAAGAUUGGAAGAAAGAUGGAGUAGCUACAUUCAGAAGAUGGAAAGCAUCGUAAACAUUGGAUAAAUUGUGCUAUCAUACUCCACAUACAAUUUAAAUCCUGCUUUACUGCCAUUUAUAGAAAUCGCAAAUUAAAAUAAUGAUCUUUUGUUUAAAGAAUUAAUCCAUAUUUUUAAGCUAUUAAUGAUGCAUUUAUAAAUAAGUAAACUUAUAUGUAAAUAAGUAAGUAAUAGAAUAUAUUCAAACAAAGCUGCCAGUCUUAUUGGAUAAAUGUGUAUUUUCAUUUACAUAUUUAGCUAUUUCCCCAAGCCAAAACUCAACAAAAUUUUAUGCCAUUUUGCUUUCCCUGUUGUCAUUAACCAGUUUUAUAUUUGUCUUCAUUAUUCACCUUUCCUUUGCACUGUCUAAGAAAAAGGUCAAAAAAUGUCCCCUGCUAUUUUAAGAUACAACAUACUACUGGUAUAUAUAAA
Messenger RNA from Mytilus trossulus (common blue mussel), 8260 nucleotides. RefSeq lists its product as uncharacterized. Lineage: Eukaryota; Metazoa; Mollusca; Bivalvia; Mytilida; Mytilidae. Bases 529 to 7845 code for a protein of 2438 amino acids. The record is from RefSeq and is a predicted model, not a curated record. The transcript has 16 exons.